Messenger RNA from Drosophila teissieri, 1565 nucleotides. RefSeq lists its product as uncharacterized. Lineage: Eukaryota; Metazoa; Arthropoda; Insecta; Diptera; Drosophilidae. Gene Ontology annotation, cellular component: membrane. The coding region runs from base 34 to 1506 and encodes 490 amino acids. The transcript has 3 exons. Gene Ontology annotation, biological process: transmembrane transport. The record is from RefSeq and is a predicted model, not a curated record. Gene Ontology annotation, molecular function: transmembrane transporter activity.
AGCUUCCGAACGAAAAAUAUCGACUUUGUAAGAAUGAGUGGUAUGCAAACCACAGCUGCGGGUCCAGUACCCGAACCUUCACAGGAAGCCAUCAUCAUUGCCACCGCACCACCACCUGAGCCCCGUAAACCGGCUCUAACCAGUAAUAACAGAGGAUACUUUACGCGCAUCAAUAAACAGAAUCAUGCCUCCUAUGCAGUUUUCUUCCUACUCAUCUAUGGUGGCAUGGACAUGGCCGCUAGCUUGGGCUGGAGUCAACCAUACAGCGUGCUCCUGUUUACGGAGUACUCAUACUGUUGGUUUGUAGGUGUCAUCAUUGGAGCAGUGGCCGCCACUGCCUCCAUGACUUUUCUGCCUAAGCUGGUCUACUAUGUUUUUGGUGGUCUGAUGCAACUAACUGGCUCCAUUAUAUUCACAGCUGCACCUGCAGACUAUUCGGCCUGCCUGGCCGCCCGCUAUUUGGCCGGCUUGGGGAUCGGCUUCAUUACGGUGCCCUUCCUCAUUCACAACGCGGAGGUGGCAUCCUGCAACCUUCGAGGAGUCAACGGCGGAAUGGAGCAGUCCGGACUAGCCCUGGGAAUUUUCUUUCAGGUGAUUUUUACUACGGAGUGGACUUCAAUAAUUAGCUCAAACCCAAACGAGAUUCACGGCAUCUUAGGGAUCGUAUUCUCCCUGUGUGGUUUGGCAAUGACUGCCCUGGUGAUAGAGUCGCCAAUCUUCUAUCUUCGGCGAAAUAUGCAAAACAGGGCGCUGCAGAGCCAGAAGAAACUUUUGAGCCAUAAUCCCGGUGCCGUUAGUGCAACUCUGGAAGAGGCCAGAAAGUACGUGGCGGAGAGCGACAAUCGCACGCUGGGCGAGGAGCUGGUGGCCUCGGUGAUGCCCUUCCUGAAAAUGCUGCUCUUCCGCUGCUUCGAUGCAUUCUCCUUCUCUCUGCCGCUGACCAUGUCGAUCAUCUCGAGCACCGCAGUAGCAGAGAAAGACAGCAGUCUUUGGCCAAUCUACUUAUUUGGUGUUCUCCGUGGGAUCGGAGUCAUGGUGGCUUUCUUAUUCCUGGACACUUUGGGCCGCAAGGUGGUAUCCUUGGUGGGCCUCCUCGUUAUGGCCGGACUAAUGCUCGGAUUGGCGGGUCUAUAUGCCAACGUGAUCAACUUAAUAAGCUUUAACUUGAUGACCUCAGCCUGCAAUAUCGGAAUGGCCUUCCAGGCAUUCGCAGGACUCUUCGUGUGCAGCUCAUCAGCAUAUAUGGGCGAAGCCUUUCCAAUGCGGGUCAAAUCGUUCAUGGUCGGCGUGAUUGUCAUCAUAGAGCAGAUCGUCCAUAUCGUCGUAAUUGCCUGCGUAAGCUCAGCGCCCAGCAAAGAUUUCAUGUUCCAGUAUUUCUUGGCCGUAGGCAUUAUCAUGCUGGUGGGCAUGAUCUACUUAACCGUAUCCAUGCCUGAGACGAAGAAGAUGACGCUGAGGAAGGCUGGCCACCGUUUUCAGAAGUGGUACGACUUACAGAUGUACUAGGUCUAAGACUCCAGACUCAUUAUAAUUGUUACAAAAUACAUAUUCUCUCUUACUAAUUU